CUUGCUGACACAGUAACCUUGUUUUGGUGUCUCAGUCUCACCGACAGUCAUCAAACAAGUGGCGUCUGGCUGUCGUGUCAUUCCAAUCGAGGGAAUCCCUUUGUACCGCGUGCCUUGUCAGCCAGGCGGUCACCUCUCGAUAUCAGCCAGAGAGAGAAAAAAAAGGAAAAAAGAUUAAAAGGGAGUCAAGUGUCUAUGCCCUUGCCUGUCACACAUCCGCGUUUCAGAAGGUCGUGGAUUUUUCAAAGCUAUCGGUAUAGAUAUCCCUUCCCCAUGACGCAAAGGGGCAAGGAACGAAGAAAAAAACGCUGUGCCUUUACAGUGCAGUAAACGCUUCGUCUGCGGCGGACGACGCUCAGCUGCUCGGCAAGAUGGGCGUGCUAUUGCUGGCUCAGGCCAGCCGCCGAACAUCGCUGCUCCAUGCCUCGCUACGCCCACUCCUCGCGCAGAGUUCGUCCUACUCGUCCACGCCAAACAUUGAGUACAAGCCCAUCAAAAAGAUCCUGGUGGCCAACAGAGGGGAGAUUGCCAUCCGAGUGUUCCGGGCAUGCUACGAGCUCAAGAUCGGCUCAGUGGCCAUCUACUCGGAGCAGGACAAAAUGCACAUGCAUCGGCAGAAGGCAGACGAGGCCUACCUCAUUGGCAAGGGCCUCUCCCCAGUGCAGGCUUACCUCAACAUCCCCGAGAUCGUCAGGAUCGCUCAGGAAAACCAUGUGGACGCUAUUCAUCCUGGUUAUGGAUUUCUCUCGGAGAGGUCAGACUUUGCCCAGGCGUGCAUAGAUGGCGGGAUUCGCUUCAUUGGACCGACGCCCAAAGUGAUGGCAAUGAUGGGCGACAAGAUUGCGGCCAGGCAGUCCGCCAUCUCUGCAGAUGUCCAGGUGGUUCCGGGGACGGACAAGCCCGUGGAGACGACGGAGGAGGCCGUGGCUUUCUGCGAGAAGCACGGGCUGCCGGUGAUCUUCAAGGCGGCGUACGGCGGAGGAGGGAGAGGCAUGCGGGUGGUCAAGGAAAUGAGUGAGGUUGAGGAGAACUUCCAGCGGGCAUCCUCCGAAGCCCUGGCUGCUUUCGGCAACGGUGCCAUGUUCAUAGAGCGCUUCAUUGUCCGGCCGAGGCACAUAGAAGUGCAGCUUUUGGGUGACAAGGCCGGGAACGUUGUUCACCUGUACGAGCGCGACUGCUCAGUCCAGCGGCGGCAUCAGAAGGUUAUUGAAGUCGCUCCUGCUGCAAAUCUUGACCCAAAGAUACGCGAGGCAAUGCUUACAGACGCAGUGCGUCUGCUGAGGCACGUGGGUUACGAGAAUGCAGGCACGGUGGAGUUUCUGCUGGACGAGACGGGAAAGCACUUCUUCAUCGAGGUGAAUGCCAGGCUGCAGGUGGAGCACACUAUCACCGAGGAGAUCACGGGGGUGGACCUGGUGCAAUCUCAGAUCAGGAUCGCUGAGGGAAGGACGCUCCCCGAGUUGGGCUUGGUGCAGAGCAACAUAACGCCCAAGGGCUACGCCAUCCAGUGCCGUGUCACUACUGAGGACCCCGCCAAGAACUUCCAGCCGGACACAGGCCGCAUAGAGGUGUUCCGGAGUGGAGAAGGUUUUGGCAUCCGAUUGGACAGUGCCUCGGCUUUUGCUGGUGCCAUCAUCUCUCCGUACUAUGACUCCCUGCUGGUGAAGGUGAUCUCGCAUGCACAAGACAUGAAGUCAGCUGCCAGCAAGAUGGACCGUGCCCUACGAGAAUUUAGGGUUCGGGGCGUCAAGACCAACAUUCCGUUCCUGUUGAACGUCUUCCAAAACGAGCAGUUCCUCAACUCUAACGUGGACACCUACUUCAUCGACGAGCACCCCGAACUGUUCCACUUCAUGCCGUCGCAGAACAGGGCCCAGAAGCUGCUCUAUUACCUGGGCAACGUGAUGGUCAACGGGCCCAUGACGCCCCUGGCGACGCCCCUCAAGCCGUCCGACCUCACCCCCGUCAUCCCCAUCGUCGAGCAAGGCGAGGAUGCAGUCACCUGGAGGCCCGGUUCCAAGCCCCCGCCAGGGUUGAGGGACGUGCUGCUGAAGCUGGGACCCGAGGGAUUUGCCAAGGCCGUGCGCAGGCACGACGGCCUCUUGCUCAUGGACACCACGUUCCGGGACGCCCACCAGUCGCUGCUGGCGACGCGCGUGCGAACCAUCGACCUACUGAACAUCAGCCCCUUCGUGGCGCAGAGCUUCAGCAAGCUGUACAGCCUGGAAAACUGGGGAGGAGCUACCUUCGAUGUGGCCAUGCGCUUCCUGCACGAGUGUCCCUGGGAACGACUGGAGCAGAUGCGUGCAAGGAUCCCCAACAUUCCUUUCCAGAUGCUACUUCGGGGCGCCAACGCAGUCGGCUACACCUCUUAUCCCGACAACGUUGUCUACAAGUUCUGUCAGCUGGCGAAAGACUGCGGCAUGGACAUCUUCAGGGUCUUUGACUCGCUCAACUACCUUCCAAACCUCGUGCUAGGAAUGGAGGCAGCCGGCAAAGCAGGGGGCGUUGUUGAGGCCGCCAUUUCCUACACGGGCGACGUCUCCAACCCGGAGCGGACCAAGUACAAUCUGGAAUACUACCUCAAGCUGUCCGACGAACUGGUGAAGGCAGGAACCCACGUCCUUUGCAUCAAGGACAUGGCGGGGCUGCUGAAGCCGCAGGCCGCGCGGCUAUUGAUCACUGCGCUGAGGGACCGCCACCCAGAUCUUCCGAUCCACAUCCACACCCACGACACGGCUGGUGCCGGCGUGGCGUCGAUGCUGGCGUGCGCAGAAUCCGGGGCCGAUGUUGUCGACGUCGCGGUGGACUCCAUGUCGGGCAUGACAUCUCAGCCGAGCAUGGGGGCCAUCGUGGCUUGCCUGCAGGGCUCCAAACACAAAACAAGGCUUUCGCUCGAGAGCAUCAGCCAGUACUCUGCGUACUGGGAACAGGCACGGACGCUGUACGCCCCGUUCGAGUGCGCCGUGACCAUGAAGAGCGGCAACGCCGACGUCUACGAGAAUGAGAUUCCCGGAGGGCAGUACACCAACCUCCAGUUCCAGGCCUUCAGCUUGGGGCUUGGCGAACAGUUCGAGAGCAUCAAGAAGGCUUAUCGGGAUGCGAACCGGCUCCUUGGCGACAUCAUCAAGGUGACUCCCUCGUCUAAGGUGGUGGGAGACCUGGCCCAGUUCAUGGUCCAGAACAAGCUGACGAGCCAGGACGUCUUGGAAAAGGCAGAAGAGCUUAGCUUUCCCAGCUCAGUGGUGGAGUUCAUGCAGGGGUACAUCGGCGAGCCGUACGGAGGAUUUCCAGAGCCCCUGCGCAGCAAGAUCCUGAAAGACACGGUGCGUAUCGAGGGGAGGCCGGGCCAGACGCUGCCGUCGCUCGACCUGGACGCUCUGAGGGUGAAGCUGACGGAGCAGUAUGGCCCGCGCAUCAAGGACGUGGACGUGAUGAGCGCGGCCAUGUACCCCAAGGUGUGCGACGAGUUCCUCACCUUCCGCGACACCUUUGGCCCGGUCCACCUUCUCGACACCCGUGUCUUCCUCGUGGGACCCCGGGUCGGCGACCAUUUCGAGGUGACGAUAGAAAAGGGCAAGACGCUGCACAUCAAGACCCUGGCCGUGGCGGAUGACGUCACUCCCGAGGGCGAAAGGGAGGUGUUCUUCGAGCUCAACGGACAGCUCAGGUCCGUCUUCGUCAAGGACCUGAACAUGAGCGAGGACAUCGUGGUGCAGCCCAAGGCAGACAAGAACAACCGAGGCAGCGUGGGGGCCCCCAUGCCGGGUACGGUGAUAGAUGUCAAGGUCAAGGAAGGUCAAGAGGUCAAGAAAGGCGAUGCCCUCGUGGUGCUGAGUGCCAUGAAGAUGGAGAUGGUGGUGCAAGCGCCCGUCGCCGGCGUCGUCAAGAAGAUCAUAGUCACCAAGGACAUGAAGCUGCAGGGAGACGACCUGCUUCUCGAGAUCGAAGAAGCCGCAUGAGUCACCAACUGGACUCGCACACCAGCUGCUGUCCCUGCCGCUCGCGUCAAGAGCGAGCGCAUCUGGUUCUGCAUUACUAUGGCACCGGAUUACCCUUUACUUCAUCCUGAAGCGCCGAGACGCGUUGCCACGUUAUGCCAUGCAAUUUGUUCGCCCUACACGCCGAGGGAAGCGACAGCGGCAAGCUUAGGGACAUGCUAAAAGCUCCUUGAGAAAGGACGCCAAUAGCGAACUCUGUCCUUAUUGACUUUUGAGGCGUUUUCUAUGCGCUACCUGCGUUAGAGAGCUUGUAGCAUUCCGAAGUACAGAAGUGUUGAUCUAGCAGCGUCACCUUCUAAAUCCAUGAACUCUAUUGGGGAAGAACGGUGUAUUCACCCAUCUCGGCAGACAAGCGAUUCGCUAGCUUUCCUCGCAGACGCGAAGCAAACAUUUUGUAUGUUUGUUAACUCGGCGUUUUGACGAACGUAUGUUCUUGUGUUCCACAGGUUGGCAACACUGAACUGUCAGCAAAGCUGUGUUUGUAUUGUAUGUGUGUAAAGCCGGCCAGUGUACUCGGUUUCCCUUUGCAACAAGUCGCAGCGGACGCUACGAGCCACAUCAGUCGGUCCAACGCUGUGAACGCGUCACGUGACACUGCAUCCCGUGCAUCACUGUGCCCUCUUCGAAGGUCACAGGAAGCUCGCACAACAUUGAAUAGGCUUUGAUGGCUCGUAGCAUCCUCCAUGAUCUACUCUAAGGUUAAACGGAGUAUAGUUGGCCUGGUAGCGUUACACCCCUAUGGGACGACAAUACGUUAAAUCCUUACCCACGGCCCAACUGCUUUGGCGUGCCCGUCACGUUUGUUCAUUUUCUGUGCGGCUUCUGCCUAAACAAUAUCCUUCCUCUAGAUCUUUUGCUGUAAAGAGAAUGUUCUUGUAAGCUCGUUAGUGCGACAGUUUCUUUCACGAAUCGAAGAAGAAAGUAUACUCUUUUUCAAGAGCAGAGUGGCAUUUUUUGUUUUUGUGUGGGCUGAUGCUCGUUUUGAGCAAUUAGCAACUGGUCUAGCAUGCCUGUACUGCUUGCGAUUCAAGGAGUCGACACAUUUCAUUUUAGCCUGGUUUUUGUUGGCAUGCACAUUUGUUAUCUUAGUGUUUGAAGAAUGUCUCAGCCAUACAAAGUUUACGAGAGGUUUCAGGAUGGCGUGGGCUAGUCAGGCUGCCUGUACACCGGUGUUUCCCCUCUUGCGAGAACGUUAGCAUUAGUUGUACAGGCAGAAAUGGUGGAUUGAGAGAGGCUAUGCGUGGAUGGAGAGACGGAUGGAAAUGGAGCCACCAGACGAGCUAUGCUUCGGGCAUCAGCACUCCGUCCCCCGAUUUGCUCGUGGGCACCGCCAUCUUGGUUCUUGUGCUGAGUGGGCGCAACCGGCGGUAGUUACAAUAGGUCUAUAGCUCUCAAGUUUUGAGCAGCGCUCCAAGCGAGCAAAUUAGAAUAUUUGGCUCGUGUUUCGAACAUGCGUAAAUAUGCUUCCCCACUACAGUUUUUUAUACUCCGUUUCAUUCUUGCCAGCGUAGCAGAGGCUACAAGAGCGAGCUCCGAGCUUUCGGCAUCCCUGCCAAGCACGUGCGCUCGUGCGGUGCGAGCAUCGUUCAGGAGGACAGGCUUUUGCGAGUAGCUUCGGCUUUGCUAUCACAUAAAGUGAAACAUACGUGGUCAUGGAAGCUAUGAAGAAAGCAAAGAUAAAAGGAAUGGUUAAUGGGACAGUGCAGCCGCAAGCUGUUUAUAUAUAUAUAUAUAUAUUUUUAGACGUUACUGCACAUUUACAGAUGCCGACAUAUGCUUGUAUGUGAACGUGGCACUUGCAAAAUCAAACGUUACAGCGCCACACGGGUGGUUCAGCCAGCAUAACAUGGUCGCGUCUUGCGCAAGUCUUCUGGACUUGCUCGCGCCUUCUGCCCCAGAGCAGCGGGUCUAUUUGAAAAUGUGACUUCCCGAGUUUUUGUACACAGUGCGAGAAAAGCUCGAAUGGUAAUGUCUUGCUCUGUCACAGACGGUCUUAAAACGUUUGGGAAGGACGGAAAACCGUACCCCGCAAUUUCAGAUGAAGCAGCUGGCAACAAUGAUUUUUAGCACCAAGAUGGAUCCAAAUCCAAAUUGAUGGCCUAAGAGUCGCUGCUCUGAAGUGUACCUUGUUUGGUGGCUCCAGACGGAUAAAGUCACACAAUGCUAUUUCCCCCUUUAUAGCUGCGUGCAGCAUUGUUCUGCCCUGCACAUUUCACUUCCCAUCAAACUGCACAUGUUGGUGCACACUUAUUUAUCCACGGGGGAAGGGUCGACGGUGUAUCCGUAAUUUUGCAUACUUUUUUUUUUAGAGUUCUGAACUUUACAAUGUCAUCUGUGUACUAACAUAUACUAGCCAAGACUUCACCCCAGGGAUCCUAGAUUUGUCAAACACAAAGUUGGGGCUGAAGUUUCUGGAGCACAUCGACUGGCGGCGAUGCGCGUUCGUCGCCGGAAAUCAAUCGACGCGCUCUGCGAAGUUUUGGCUUUGACGUUGUGCUCUAUGAAUCUAGAGCCCCAGCUCCCAAGCCAACUUCCUGGUGCUAAGUUUAUACAGGUCCAUACCGAUUUUCCAUGUGGAAAUUUUUAUGUGGUGCUCUCGUUUGGGAUCUCCGUCGUGUACACUGGUAUUUUAUGUUUACACCAACUGCUGUGUUGUAUACGUUUCAACGUGGCGCAGCGUACAGCGAUACUGCCGUGACGCGCAAAAGUUUCUUUUUUUUAUCUAGGCACAUUCUCGUCUUUUUUGUUUUUAGUUUUUUACACGAGAAACUGCCUAAAAACUCUUUAAAUAAAGCACAAUUUAAUGUUUUAUUUUCACAAGGUUAUAAAUUUUAUACAUAGUUUUAAACCAGCCAGCUUAUUGUGUCUUAGUGGGCAAUGUCGUAGAUUGCACCCGCUGUGCUAACUCUUUCCUCGGACACCUGUAAAAUCCAUAGUCGUGUCCAUAUAUCCCAACACUUUUGUGCUUUGCCCAAAAACGUUUGGAUGACCGAGUCAGGACUAGAAUACCGGGCAUGUUCCGUCCCUAACAAAAACGGUGCGGUGAAUCCUAACUUUGAGUGUUGCAUGUAGGUUGUGCGGCGAAUGUGAAGCGCCCUGGAUAUAGCAGCUCCACAGCUGCUCUAACAGGCGAGGCAUGAUAUUUCUGGUCUUUCACUGAAAGUCUUCCACGAGAUAUGCGACAGAGAGAUAAGGAAAAGGUACCUCUGGCGGACAAUGCUAGCUGAAGCGCCCAAUCCGGCCUUUUUUUGCGUCUGCGGUCCCCGCAGUCUCUAUUCUCUCUCAAUUAGUCAAAUAGUCCGAAAUAUGGAACCUUGACUUUGCAUUCCAUUCCUGGUCCACACCGUGGCUCCUCCAAAUUCUUGCUGGUAUGCCAAAGAAGCGCGAAAGUCUGUUUUGGCUUGCAUUGUCCGCGAUAGUACACAUCGUAUUAAAGCGCUUUAUGUAGGCUGGUGAUAGAAACAGAUUUUAUCUGUUAGUUUUGCAGUGUUACUGUUGAGCACGUAUAUAUACUUAAAUAAAGAAAUUUUCGUGCUUGUC
Ixodes scapularis (black-legged tick) is the source of this 7541-nucleotide messenger RNA. RefSeq names its product pyruvate carboxylase, mitochondrial (gene PCB). Lineage: Eukaryota; Metazoa; Arthropoda; Arachnida; Ixodida; Ixodidae. Gene Ontology annotation, molecular function: pyruvate carboxylase activity; metal ion binding; ATP binding. The record is from RefSeq and is a predicted model, not a curated record. The transcript has 22 exons. Gene Ontology annotation, biological process: pyruvate metabolic process; gluconeogenesis. Bases 372 to 3962 code for a protein of 1196 amino acids. Gene Ontology annotation, cellular component: cytoplasm.